UGUGAAGCUUUCCAAGCGUUUACGGAUGGUACACUUUAUAUUGAUAUAGUUUUAUGUGAAACGUCAAGAGUAUAGCAAGACAAAAGUGAAAAAAAGACUAGUUUCGGGAUUUUAGACAAUGCUUUCAAACCAAAAAAUUAUAGUCAUAGAUAAUGGCUCUUACAAAUGCCGCGUUGGUUAUAGUAAUUCUGAUAAGCCCAUAUUGGAAUUUCGAAAUCUAAUCGCGAAACCACGGAAGGAUAAACGGAAAGAUCCAAAUGGCCAUACCAAUGAAAAUGUUUACCAAAUAGGAGAUGAAAUUGACGUGGAUGCUAUGCGUUUGCUUAUAAAAAAUCAGUUCGAAAGGAAUGUGGUCACACACCCGAUAUAUCAAGAGCAUAUAUUUGAUUCCAUAUUUAACAAACUGGGGACUGGGAACGAUUGGAAACCAUUUCCCGUACUGAUAACAGAGCCCUUAGCUAAUCCUACUUAUUGUCGACAAACUCUGAACGAACUAUUGUUUGAAUGCUAUGAAGUACCUGCUGUAAGCUACGGUAUUGAUUCCAUGUUCAGUUGGCAUAGAAAUAAACACGCGUAUGAAAGCAACGCCUUAAUUUUGUCGCUCGGUUAUCACACUACCCAUGUAAUGCCUAUAUUAGGAGGGCAACUCAAAUACAAACACAUACGUCGCCUGAAUUUAGGCGGCUACGAAAUGGUGUCUUACUUGUUCCGUUUAUUGCAAAUGAAGUACCCUGCCCAUUUGAAUGCGAUUACUUUGACACGCACGGAAAGUAUCUUCCACAAUCACAGCUUUAUAGUUCGCGAUUAUAUUGAGGAACUAAAAAGGUGGAAUAACAUCGACUAUUACAAUGAAAAUGUCAAAAAGAUACAGCUGCCCUAUGUUCAACCGUUCACAAUCAACACUAUUUCAGCAGAAGAAAAGUUAAAGAAGCGUAAAGAAAUUACUAAACGAUUAGUAGAAGCAAAUCAAAAAAGGCUGAAAGAAAAACGAGAAGAGAACGGUGGAGGCCCUUCAGGCGCCUUAUCUAACAAUGUGGUAAGCAGUCGUCCCCGAAGUAUUAAAUCAUAUCAGCCCCCUUCCGGUGUUUCAUUAGCCGUUUGGUUAAAUGAUAUUAAAAGAAAGCAUGAAGAAUUGUUGCAAAAAAGAACAUUUCGCUCUAGAAAACGCCAGGAAAUGGUGAAACGUCAUACUCUAGCGUCGCAAGAACGGAUGCGUAUAAUUUCUUUGUUAGCUUCUGAUGAAAAAGGUACUGAUGAAUUUGGUAAAGACGACAGAGAUUGGGAUGUCUACAAAAAAAUCAGUUUCGAAAAUGAAAGUGAUAGUGAAACUGAAAACGAGAAGUUGAUGGAAUAUGAAAACAUCCUUAAACACCACCAAGCAAACAUAGUCGAACAGCAACAGAAUUGCGCAGAGAACACGGCAGAAUUAUAUCAGCUGCACGUGGGUGUGGAGUCUUUACGAGCGCCUGAAUUGCUUUUUCAGCCUAGUAUGAUUGGUAUGAGUGAAACCGGCCUAGCUGAAUUAAUAGAUUUUGUCUUUAAUGCAUUUCCACUAGACGAGCAACAAACGUUGGCUAGUAAUAUUUUUAUAACUGGAGGCUGUUCACAAUUACCAGGGUUAAAGAACAGACUGUUGAAAGAACUCCAAGAAAUGCGGCCUUCCAAAUCUGUAUUUUCUAUUAAAGAAUCUCAGGUUCCUAGCUUGGACGGCUGGUUCGGAGCGAGAGAUUUUGUUAAUUUAAACGACUGUACUAAAUAUUUUGUCACAAAACUAGAAUAUGAUGAAAACGGAUCAGAAUACUUUAAGGAAUAUUCACUUGCUAUAAGUGCACUGCCUUCCUUGUUCCGUUUAUUACAAAUGAAGUACCCGAUCCAUUUAAAUGCGAUUUAUGCGUCAUCAUAUUCAGGAGCUAAAAAGGUGGAAUAA
Glossina fuscipes is the source of this 1927-nucleotide messenger RNA. RefSeq names its product actin-related protein 5 (gene Arp5). The coding region runs from base 119 to 1927 and encodes 602 amino acids. The record is from RefSeq and is a predicted model, not a curated record. Gene Ontology annotation, biological process: regulation of DNA-templated transcription. The transcript has 7 exons. Lineage: Eukaryota; Metazoa; Arthropoda; Insecta; Diptera; Glossinidae. Gene Ontology annotation, cellular component: cytoplasm; Ino80 complex.